Molecule: messenger RNA, 9089 nt
Organism: Esox lucius (northern pike)
Lineage: Eukaryota; Metazoa; Chordata; Actinopteri; Esociformes; Esocidae
Gene: gne
Product: glucosamine (UDP-N-acetyl)-2-epimerase/N-acetylmannosamine kinase
Exons: 15
Coding region: 4395-6728 (777 amino acids)
Biological process (GO): UDP-N-acetylglucosamine metabolic process
Molecular function (GO): N-acylmannosamine kinase activity; hydrolase activity, hydrolyzing O-glycosyl compounds; UDP-N-acetylglucosamine 2-epimerase activity
Source: RefSeq, a predicted model, not a curated record
CUACGUUUAUCCGCAAUAGCAUAAACAUAUUAACAUUAGUAUGUAAUUCUUUUCUUUCCAUGUAGAUUGGUAGAUCAUGAUGCAUGCAACACCAGAGUUGUGGGUUUGUUUCUUAAACUAUAGAAAUGAAUGCUCAUCGAACAUGCUCAUCGAACCUUUCCUUCCAAAAUCAUGGCCAUUAAAAAUGGAGUUAGUCCCUCUUUUUCACUGUUUGUUGGAACAUUGCUGCAGGGAUUUGCUUCCAUUCAGCCACAAAAACAGAGGUUGGGCGGUGAUGAUGGGCAAUUAGGCCUGGCUUGCGGUUGGUGUUUCUAAUUCAGCCCAGUGGUGUUUGUUGGGGUGGAGAUCAGGGCUAUGUUGAGGCCAGUCAGGUUUUUCCCCCCAACAAUCUCGCCAAACCAUUUCUGUAUGGACCUAGCUUUGAACAUGGGGGCAUGACGAAACGGGAAAGGUUGUUGCUACAGUGAUGGCUUCCACUUGCCAAUAACACCACUCACAUUUGAAAGGGUUGCUGUAGCUCUAGCAGGGCAGGGCAGAAAUCUGACAGACUGAAUAAUUGGAAAGGAGGCAUACCAUGUGUGUGCCACGUAGAAAGUCACUGAAAACUUUAGCACGGGCCAUUCUACUGCCAAUAUUUGUCUAUGGAGAUGGCGUGGUUGUGUGUUUGAUUUUAUUCACCUGUCAACAAUGGGUCUGGCUGAAGUAACUGAAUUUGCUCAUUUGAAGGGGAUCCACAUAUAAUGUGUAUAUGUGUGUGUAUAUAUAACAAAAUACAGGAGUUUAUUUGAUUUGUGGAUCUAUAUGAUCUUAGGGAAAUAUGUGUCUCUCAUGUGGCCAUACAUUCAGCAGAAGGUUAGAAUGUGCAGCUCUGUUUCAACCUAACUUUGUAGGCAGUGAGCAUGUAGUCUGUCUUCUGUCGACAGCCAGGUCUACCUGUUGCGGCAGACAUAUAGUACAUACAAAUAAACAAUGAACAGCACAUAAUGUUCCCUUCCUUGAAAUCCAGUGUAUUGCUCUGGCAGAGUUAUCUGGCAUUAGACGGUUUGAAAACGUCCAAAAUGUCAAGACUUAAAGAAAACAGAGGUGUGCCCUGUACAUCCUGAUCAGAUGUAAUCAGUGACUUGGUGGCAACAUCAACUCGGUCAUGUGUAACUGGGUUCUGUGGUAGGCUAGGGGUAAGGUGAUCACAGUUUUACAAUGUUCUCACUAGAGAACAGCAGGGAAAUGGCUCCACGUCCAAAGUAUACAGUUGCCGGCCCAUUCCGCCCGUCCCUCAAAACAAAUUGAAAUCCCGUUGAGGCGAAGGGCGGAGGAAAAAACAUCUCCCGGGCAGAUGUUUCAGCGUUACAAUGGCAUGCCCGCACAAAAGGCCUAGGGUGCAGACUUUAAGUGUUUAGCAAACAGGAACACCAUAGAAUGACGCCGUUCAAAUGGCCGUCAAUACGUCAUGGAGGAGUUGGACAGCAACUGUUGUUUUGACGGUUGUUUUUAUGACUAAGAUUUACAAUGUUUGCAGUGGAUACAGCUAUUUAAUAUUAUGUCAAGAGACGGUUGUAUUGCUUUAUCGUGCUUUACCUUUGGCAGUCAUAGGUGGUUAUAAAAAAUUACUGCCUACAGUGAUUAUGUAGAUGUUCUCUACAAAACAACUAACACAUCUCCCCAAAGGCCAGAUUGCAAUCUUGGCAGAAGAUAACUGACAGAGUAAAUUAGUGUGAUGUGGCAUGUUUUCAUUAUAAAAACAUGUUCUUGUAUUCAAUGGUGAAAAUGCCACAAAAGCUAUUUCUUUGACCUGUUGCUGUUUCCCUGUAAUUUUCCUAAUCAGGAACUUAGCCUCAAAGACACGUUUGGGAAUCCAGGCCCAGGUUUGUUCCAUCAGGGGUUGGUAUGAAAAUCUUCACCAGCGUGGCCCCCCAGGAAUAGGUUUGGAAUGAAAAACACUAUGUUAGUAUGCUGGGACAAUAAAUAAAUGUUACUGCCUACAAUGAUUAUAUAGACGUUCUCUACAAAACAACUAACACAUAUGUGUGACGUGGCAUGUUUUCAUUAGAAAAUAGGCCUACACACAUGGCUGAUUUUUUUCGUGUCGUUGCAUGUAGUAGUUCAUCCAAAGAAAUUUAAAUGUAUUUUUUAUAUAUUCUUUGGAAAAGAAUGAAUAUCGGACGUUCGUGGAAUUCUUCUGUUGCAACGUGAGGUGAAAUUAAGAAUAUCUCCUAGCAACUUUCACUUGGUGUGGACUGUAUUUUUCUCCUUCUUUUGGACGUGAGAUGCGCAGGUGAGACGGUAUGCUCAGAGCCGUCAUCUGUAUUGGCUAAAUCUAUUCAGGCGUAUCAACCCACAACCAGUGGCCUAACCCAUGCUAAAUCGUGGCAUACGUCAGACCUAGAAACCUGUUAUCAUUGUUAUUAUUAAGGGUAAUUACACGGUGACUGAGGGAUGGUUAUCAAGCGAGGAGGCAGUCUUUUCUGCUUGCCUGAUGAUUGGCCACUCAUGCUUAAUUGCACAGGAAAGUGGAGAGAUUAAAAGUUUUUACAGAAAGAGCAGUAAGCGGGAUUCGAACCCAUGCUGUAGUAGCGUAAGUGCCCCGAAGGCAGAGGCUUGGCUACACUGAACCACCCUAUAAUAACUAGAACAGACCAAUCAUUGCCUGUUCUGUUCAAUGUUUUGCUUGAUUCGUAAAUGUGUUUUGAUAAACCUGCCCAGGCAAGAGUAGCUAAGCCAAAAUGUUAUUGGCCUCGUGCUUGUUAACAAGAAACGUAUUUGCGAGCCUGUUUCUACCCACGCAGAUACUAGUCAAUACAAAUAUCAAGGUAGACAACACAGUGACACAAAUAACAAUCAGGCAAUGCAAUAUAAAUAAAAACAACACUAUAAAAAGAUAAUGUGGCUAUUUACAGGAAGUACCUGUAGCAAUUUGAUCUGGAUUGGGUGUGAAGUAAUUUAGGUUCAUGAGUUUAUAGCAACGAAUGGAUCAUAUGAAGUAACGGUAGCAGUUUCUGUGUAUGUUUGUGUGUGCGGAAUCAUUAUACAUGUCUGUGUGUGCAUGUUAUGUAUGAAGGGGUUUCUAGCCUGCUACUACGUUUUUUGGCUGACUACAGCAAAUGUGCUGUUCUCGGAACCUGACUGCUUGAAGGUAUAUAAGUCGGCACUUGCCUGGAGCAGUAAAAAGCAUACAAUGGCAGUCACUGAGAUUAUAUUUGGUUUUCAUGUUUGCAAAAUACUUACAACGGAUGCAAGAAUUGCUCACUAGAAUGCUAACAGUCAUUUUCCAAAAGCUAGCCAGAGACAUGUUGGUAAUUUUUUUUCUAAGUGUAAUUCAGCUGUUUAUAGGUGAUGUGAACAUUAUAAUAAGCAGGACAUUCAUUCAAGUCUUAACAUUUUAUUACAAUCCACUAGUUGUUUAAAAGUCAUGCAAAAAUUUUUUAUUCCUGCUUGUGCUUAUCGGUCUGUUAGUGUGGCAUAAACAGCCCUUAUGAAACCAAUUUACAAACAUAGAAAGGGGUCUGUUAAUGACUGGAUUGGCUUAUAAACCCUGGUUUGUUUUGUAGUUUUGUUUUGUAAAUGGACUACAAAUAUUCUGUGGUCAGAUUCACUGAAAUGCGGUCGUAUUAGACAUGAGUAAAAGUACUGUCUGGCUGCGUUCAGUGAGAAAGCAUGAUGUAAUACAGUUGUUAUGUGGCCUGCGGUGUCUAUUGGUUAAAGUGGCUGACCCAAGCAUACAGAGUCAGUGCAAUUUCAUUAACCCUGCCCUUUUCUUAGUCCUUCCUCACUGUACUCUCUUCAAUUAAAAAAAGAGAUAAAAAGGUUGAACAACAUGAGUGAGGCUACCCCACUCCUAAAAAAAAAAAAAAAGAACUAUAAAUAAAACUAAUAAUCACAUCAAAUGACAAUAUAUGUAAUAUAACCGAUAAUAUAGAUAUUGUAAAUAUAAAAUCAAGCUGAGGGACUUUUCAAACUUGCAUCUUCUUCAAUGUUUUUGUAAACAAAACAUCUGUAAAUAAAUAUAAUUUGAGAAUGAAUUAUGUAUAUUUUCAAUUCAUUUUUCAGUCUAGUGAAGAGAUUGUGUGACUGGAUAAGAAUGUUUCUUCUUUAGUAUUAUAGUCUGAAUCCGUGAUCUCAUCAGGCUCUGCUCAUAUUCAGGAAGUUUCGAGCAUUCCUUCUUGCCCAGCAACCAAUCAGAGCUCUCUGAAUCAGAUGUGCCGGGCAAGACCCGCCUUUGCUUCCUCCCCUCUGUACUUUCUCCGGCUGCCCGGCUGCUGUUGCUUUGUUGGCUAGGAGGUGGACCAGCUGGCCUUGCGCAGGGAGCCUUGUAAAUUAUCCGAAAGUCUCGGGAGGAAGGAACAGAGGAGAGGGAGCUGUAGAAGAAACUGAGGAGAGGAUAACAUAGUGGGCUGACAAUGCAUCCAGGGCCUACAGGCAGAAACCCUCAUCGCCUGCAUAACAGGAGAACUCAUGAACUCUACUACCUGAGAAUGCAGAGGACGAGGGAGAAGCCCGAGAAGAUGCCGGAGAACAACAAAGCCAGGAAAAAGCUUCGAGUGUGCGUGGCGACGUGUAACCGGGCGGACUACUCGAAGCUGGCGCCCAUCAUGUUCGGCAUCAAGGCCCAGCCGGACGAGUUUGAGCUGGAGGUGGUGGUGUUGGGGUCGCACCUCAUUGAUGAUUAUGGCAACACGUUCCGGAUGAUCGAGCAGGACGACUUCGACAUAGGCUCCAAGCUGCACACCAUUGUGCGCGGUGAGGACGAGGCGGCCAUGGUGGAGUCGGUGGGUCUGGCUCUUGUCAAGCUGCCGGACGUCCUCCACCGCCUCCGCCCCGACGUCCUGGUAGUCCACGGCGACCGCUUCGACGCGCUCGCCCUGGCGACGGCCGCCGCCCUGAUGAACAUCCGCAUCCUGCACCUGGAGGGAGGAGAGGUGAGCGGCACCAUUGACGACUCGAUCCGCCACGCCAUCUCUAAGCUGGCCCACUACCACGCUUGCUGCACUCGCAGCGCCGAGCAGCAUCUCAUCGCCAUGUGCGAGGACCACGCUCGCAUCCUAUUGGCCGGCUGCCCCUCCUACGACAAGCUGCUGGCGGCCCAUUACCGGGACGACUACAUGGACAUCAUCAAGAACUGGCUCGGUGACCACGUGAAGGAGCACGAUUACAUCGUGGCCCUGCAGCAUCCGGUCACCACGGACAUCAAGAACUCCAUCAAGAUCUACGAGCUGAUGCUGGACGCGCUCAUCUCAUUCAACAAGAGGACACUCAUCCUCUUCCCCAACAUUGACGCAGGAAGUAAAGAGAUGGUGCGCGUGAUGAGGAAGAAGGGCGUGGAGCAGCACCCCAACUUCCGGGCGGUGAAGCACGUGCCGUUCGAGCAGUUCAUCCAGCUGGUGUGUCACGCCGGCGCCAUGAUCGGCAACAGCAGCUGCGGCGUCAGAGAGGCCGGGGCAUUCGGCACACCCGUCAUCAACCUGGGCUCCCGACAGACCGGCAGAGAGACCGGUGAAAAUGUCCUCCAUGUCCGAGAUGCAGACACCCAGAAUAAGAUCUACCAUGCCUUGGAGCUGCAGUUUGGGAAGAGAUACCCCUGCUCCAAGAUAUAUGGUGACGGGAACGCAGUACCCCGCAUCCUGAAGUUCCUGCAGACCAUCGACCUGGACGAGCCACUGCAGAAGACCUUCUGCUUCCCCCCCGUGAAGGAAUGGGACAUCUCCCAGGACAUUGACCACAUCCUAGAGACCCAAAGCGCACUGGCCGUAGACCUGGGGGGGACCAACCUCCGCGUGGCCAUCGUUAGCAUGACGGAAAGAAACACUGUCUACAGCUGCAGCUCAAAUGACAGUUACAUGCAGGGUAAAAUUGUUAAAAAGUACACCCAGGCGAACCCCAAAACCUUUGAGGAGAGGAUUGCGCUCAUCCUGAAGAUGUGUAAAGAGGCGCUCAGUGAUGCUGUGUGUCUCAACUGCCGGAUUCUGGGAGUGGGCGUUUCGACGGGGGGCAGGGUGAACCCCCAGGAGGGCGUAGUCCUCCACUCCACCAAGCUGAUCCAGGAGUGGAGUUCCAUCGACAUCCGCACCCCACUCUCCGACGCCCUCCACCUUCCUGUUUGGGUCGACAACGAUGGGAACUGUGCCGCCCUGGCCGAGAAGAAGUUUGGCCACGGAAAAGGAGUGGAGAACUUUGUAACUAUCAUCACUGGAACAGGAAUCGGCGGAGGAAUCAUCCAGCACAACGAGCUGGUCCACGGCAGUACGUUCUGCGCGGCUGAGCUGGGUCACAUCAUGGUGUCUCUGGACGGGCCGGAGUGCAUGUGCGGCAGCCGCGGCUGCAUCGAGGCCUACGCGUCGGGCAUGGCCCUGCAGAGAGAGGCCAAGAGGCUCCAUGACGAGGACGUGCUCAAGGUGGACGGGAUUACGGAUAUGAAAAACAACGAGCCGGUUAGCGCGGUUCACCUGAUCAACGCGGCUCGUCUGGGCAACAGCAAGGCCGAUGCCGUCCUCCAAACAGCUGGGAUGGCCCUUGGCGUGGGCAUCGUCAACAUCCUCCACAUGGUCAACCCCUCCCUGGUCAUCCUGUCAGGGGUGCUCGCCUCCCACUACCAGUCUCCUGUCCAGCAGGUCAUAGAGCAGAGGGCCCUCCCCUCUGCCCGGAGCAUACGGGUCUUGACCUCCGACCUCGAAGAGCCCGCCCUGAUGGGUGCAGCUAGCAUGGUUUUGGACUACACAACCAGGCGCCUCUAUUAAGUGCAUUAUGUUACUGGACUACACAAUGAGACAAGUUUAUUAGGUACAUUACAGUUCAGGACUACACAAUCAGAUGCAUUUAUUAACAGCACUAUCAUGUUGGACCAUACAACCAGACAUAUUUAUUAACAACAGUUCAGUGGAAACUGUUCAUCCAGACAAAUAUGUUAGGGAGGUUAAUUUACUGGACUGCUCAUCUAGGACCACUGUUAGAAAUAUUAUAGUUUGUAUAGUUGACAGUUUUAUGCUAUAGGUGGAUUUGGUCUGGCCUGUUGUGGACAGAGAGUGUAUGGAGGCUAUUGGGACCAGAGAUGGAUUUGAAACUGUCAGAUUGGACUCUGAUUUGGUCAGUUCUCAAGUUGAUUUUUUAUUCUAUUAUGUGGUACCAAAAAAAUGAAGGGCAAUUUCUGUUCAAGUGAUUUGGGUAACAAUUGAUUUAUUGGCACUAUACAUCUAUGCUCCUCCUCCUUGCAAUUGACCACUCAUAUAGGACAAAAAAAAGACAUUCAGUCCAGUAGGAAGAUAAUUUGAUUGUGUCUCUUUAAAUGCCUAAUAAAACACUAUUGUAAUGUUUGUACUUAGGCCAAGGGUUAUGUUGGAAGGGAGCUAUUGAAGUGUUUCUAGCAGAAGAAGUAUCAAAAGCUUAUACUGUACAUAGUAGCAAUUAAAAGACCCCUUGGGACAUCAUGGAGGAAUGAUUAGACCAAAUGUGAGGACACUACAGUUCAUAUUGCAUCUACAUUAGCUCACAUGUAUGUGCAUCCACAGAUGCUGUUUUCCCAAGCCUCUUACAGUAUUGAGUGCAGAUGUUUUCACAGUAUUGCGUUAUGGCCCCCCUGUAGGAAUGGAACCGACAACCCUGGCAUUGCAGAAUGGGACAUUAACAUGAAACUGAAUAUAAUCAUCACUCUGUUCAUUUUAUGUUUACAUUCUCUGUAUGCUUCUCAGCAUCUGUCAAUAGGAAAUAAGAAAAUCUGUUGCCUUGUUAAGUUGAAAAAAGCAUGGAUUUCAUCACAGGCUUUUAUCAAAUGGUAAUGAAAAACCUCAGCUUUUUUUUUUUUUUAUGAAAGCCCAUACAACCACAGUAACACUUGGUGUUCCUAAGAGAUGGACACAAUUUGUGACCAAAUACUGAUCAGUAUCCAUUUGCAUUCAUUGAUGCUUGUAUUAUGUGGCCAUAUUUUGACCCUCAUAAUUCCAUUUGUUUGUUACUUGUUUUUAAUUAUACAGUAGGCUAACGGUAAUAUUAAGCAUUUCUUUUUGGAGAGUCCUCCGUAUUUGGCGCCACAUUGCUAUAUGCUACAGUAUGUGUUUGUUUUACCAAACUUUAUUGUUUCUGGGAACCUUUCCUUUGUCUCCAUUUUGGAAUAAGCAAUUUUUACAGAUGUUCAUCUUUUUUUAAAGAAACUUCCCUGAUGCAAUGUUUUGUCAUGCCAAAUGUCUCAAUUAAAUUAUUAUUAUUAUUAUUCACAGUAUUAGAAUGACAUACUUCAUGAGGAUUGUAUGGCCUUUGAAUUGAGCACUUUAAUCUGGAAUGAUUGUGUGUGUGUGAACACACUUCUAUGGUCAUGAGGUCAGAUGUAUUCACUAGUAUCCCUUGGCAAAUAACGACUAGUGAGGACAUUUGGCUGAUCCUCAAUUAUAUAAGCCAGGCUUGGGGUUCAUUUAAGUUUAGUGUGCGAUGUCAGGACAGCAACCCUGGUCCAUGGGGUAGCUAGAGAGCUUUGAGUCAUGAACUUUCCAUCGCUUAAUGUACAUUGUCGCUUAUCCCUUUGCUGUUCCGGUUUCCUUUUCCUACAAUGUGUUUAUGUUGCUGCAUCAGAUCACGAUGUCCACCCUUCAUUUGUCAGUCGAAGGGCAUAGGCUCCCCUCAUGUUGUCUACGUGGUCUCUGUAAAUCCACUGUCGGCUUGCACUUUUGGGGCUAUUCCAUUAGGUUCCAUUGUUUUGGAAUGUGUUGUCCGUGAUGCCCAGGGACCAACCUCUCAGUUACCGUAGUUUCACGCCUUCGGUGUGGUGCCUAUGCUAUGCUAUGCUAUGUACAGUAAGUCAUAUGGUCCAAUCCCAACCUCAAAGCCUUAGAACCUAUGCACUUGUGGAGAUCGGAGAGGGCUUGAUUGGUAUAGGCAAUAUGGUGGAUCUUUUACCUGGUAAAAGCUAUUGUCAGAUUAUUUACACCUGUCCAAACUUCUCAGAUCUCUUAUAAGUUUAUGGGGUUGAUUAUGGGCACUAUUGUCUUAAAUGUAUAACAGAUUUUAUGCUCUACUGCCAAAUAACAGAUCUAUUGUCAUUCUUUAUUUUCCUUUUCAUGUGCUUGUAAAUGUUUUAAAAUAGAUCAUACAAAUCAGUCCGCUUACUCUUA